Miscanthus lutarioriparius is the source of this 234-nucleotide messenger RNA. NCBI's taxonomy places the organism in Eukaryota, Viridiplantae, Streptophyta, Magnoliopsida, Poales, Poaceae. The record is from the annotation of a GenBank genome assembly.
AUGGCGGCGAAAGGGCAGGGGUCCGACGACGACCUCAAGACGUCAUGGCCGGAGCUGGUGGGAUCGCCGGGGCACUUCGCGCAUGACAUGAUCCACAAGGACAGGCCGGACGUGCAGAUCCCGGUGCUGGUGGUCGGCACGCAGGUGCCGCCGGACUACGACGACAAGCGCGUCCGCCUCUUCGUCUACCAAGACUACAAUCUGAAGGUCACCCUCACCCCCGUCGUCGGCUAG